CCUUUAAGAGGCGGCGGCGCGGUGAUGCGGCGCUUGGGGCGGGACCAAGCGGGGAUUGGAAGAGAAAGGGGAGGACGGAAGUCCCGCAAGACGGAGGCAGGCAGUCUCGACUAUUUCCAGAACAAACAUUUUUGUUAAGAUGGACUCAGUCAAUGAUCUGGAAAGGGUCUGCACUCAGAACACAUUGCUACUUCCAGACCUGCCCCUUGGGCCACUCUGUGCCUACCGGAAGAAAGCAUCCUUUAGUUGGAAGGAGAUGGCACUAUUUCUAGAGGAGGAAGAGCUCAUCCAUUUUAAGCACAGAAUAUUCUCAACUCUCGAAAAUGAUCCUCUCUUUGCCCGUCUCCCUGGACAAGAAAUAUCCCUUGAGAAAUACCGUGAGCUAACAUUCCUUCGCUGUAGGAGACUUUUCGAAUAUGAUUUUCUAAGGCUGGAAGAGAUGAUGGAGAAACCAUUAAAAUUCAUGGUGCUGGUUACUUGUCUGGGGAUGUAUGAUUGGUCUCUUGCAGCUAAAUAUUUGCUAAACUUCCAGGUGUUUAAAGGUACAAUUCAAAGUGCAGGCUCUGAAAGACAUGGUGAAUUUAUAAAACAGAAUGAAAAUAUGGAGAAUUUUGGAUGUUUUGCUCUAACUGAAGUAAGCCAUGGUAGCAACACAAAGAAUAUACGGACUAGUGCUAGAUAUGACCCAGCUACACAGGAAUUUGUUAUUCACUCACCUGAUUUUGAAGCUGCCAAGUUUUGGGUUGGCAACAUGGGGAAGAAUGCAACGCAUGCAGUUGUUUAUGCUCAGUUGUAUACUCCAGAUGGGCAGUGUCAUGGAUUGCAUUCCUUUGUUGUACAGAUUCGAGACCCAAAAACACUUCUUCCUAUGCCUGGAGUGCUAGUUGGUGAUAUAGGAAGGAAACUCGGACAGAAUGGUUUAGAUAAUGGGUUUGCCAUGUUUCACAAUGUCAGGAUACCAAAAGAGAAUUUGCUGAACCAAACUGGAGAUGUCACAGCUGAGGGAGUAUAUAUAAGGGCAUUCAAGGAUCGCAAGCAACAUUUAGGAGCUUCCCUUGGUGCUUUAUCCAAUGGAAGGGUUAUAAUCAUAGCCAUGUCUGUGAUCAAUUUAAAGCUUGCCAUAUCAAUAGCAAUUCGCUUCUCAGCUACCCGCUGCCAGUUUGGACCAACAGAAGAUAAAGAAAUACCAGUUCUUGAAUAUCAAAUGCAGCAAUGGCGUUUGCUUCCUUAUUUAGCAGCCACAUAUGUCUUAGACCAUUUCUCUAGAACGUUGUUCAUGAACAACCUGGAAUUCCACAUAGGUGUACUAAUGAAGGACAAAAGUCCACAACAGGCUGAACUUGGACGUGAGAUACAUGCUCUUACUACUUCAGGCAAACCACUGUCUUCCUGGCUUGCACAACAAGGAUCUCAAGAAUGUCGUGAAGCCUGUGGGGGACAUGGCUAUCUGGCCAUGAAUCGACUGGGCGAUAUCCGUGAUGACAAUGACCCAAACUGCACCUAUGAAGGUGACAAUAAUGUUCUGCUACAGCAAACCAGUAACUAUUUACUGAGCUGGAUGAACACUGAUCGCCGAGACAAAGGUCCUAUUAUAUCACCACUGGGAUCAGUAGAUUUUUUGGAAGACUAUGACCAUAUUCUUUGUCAAAAAUUUGCAGCAUCAAAUGUUCAAGACUGCAUGGAUUCUUCAGUAUCUUUAAGAGCAUACAAGUGGCUAGUUUGUUACUUGCUCCGAGAGAGUAUACAAAAGCUGAAUAAGCUGGCAGAAUGUGGUUAUAGUGAAUUCGAGGCAAGGAACAAUAGCCAGGUGUACUUCUGUCGUUCUUUAGCCAUAGCUUUCAUUGAACACACUGUUUUGCAACGAUAUUAUGAAUAUGUUCACAGUUCCAGCACUCCAGGUAGCCUUCAGCCAGUCCUGAAGCAUGUCUGUUCAUUGUAUGGAUUGUGGUCUUUAAAUAAGCACAUGGCUGUGCUCUACCAAGGUGGCUACAUUUCACGUGAAAAUGCUGGUCAAGUCAUGCAAGAUGCAAUUCUAGAGCUUUGUUCAAAGCUGAAGCAAGAGGCUGUGGCUUUGGUGGACGUUAUCGCUCCUCCUGACUUCAUUCUCAACUCACCAAUUGCCAGGGCUGAUGGAGAGCUUUACAAAAAUCUGUGGAAUGCAGUUCUUCAAGGUGAGAAGGUGUUGGAGAGACCAUCCUGGUGGACAGAAUUUUGUUGUAAUAAACCUGUUGUGGGGAGGCUGAGGUCAAGAAUGUAAAUGGAACAUUAUAUUUGAGUAGCCCAGGAAUUAUUACUAACUUUAAUCUAAUGAGCUUGAAGGAUCAUGUUAAAUUAAUCUCUGUGAAAUAAAUGUUAAGAGGCACAGGGCUUUGAAUAUACAUUUAAGCCCUAUUCCAUGGCUGAUAUAAGUGCUUCCCCAUGUCAUUAACUCAAGACUUAGAGAAAUGAAGUCUCACAAAGCUGCAAUGCUGCACAGAGAUUGAAGUGGUUGAAUAUUACUUCUUUGUCCAUUAUGAUACUAAAGACUGAAAUCCAGGGUGGGGGUUAUGACAAUUAACUCCUAAUAUGCAAAUCCUUUAAGCAUAUUGAAAGAAACUUAUGCCCACCUGCAGUCAGCCAGCUAAUAUGAAUCUUUCUAGUUCUAUUCGAAUCAAUGAAGACUGUAAUUAGAAACACUGUGCCAAUGUGUUUGGCCUACAGAGUCAGCAUAAAUGCUCUGUUCUUUAAGUGGAAAAAAAUAGAGAGAUUUUUGACUUCCAUGAAUUGUGGGUAUUGUUUAAUUUAUGCUUUAACUGAUGUUAAUGAAAAUGUGUUUUUAAUCCUCUCAAGUUUUUUGCAUUGUACUUUCACAAAUUUUAAGUGUGAGCAAGUGCCUAAAGCAGCUGCUUUCAGAAUACCCAGCUUAAUACCUGUUCAGUAUAAAUAUAUGUUGAUUAAAGUUCUUCCAUAUUUUUGGACAGUGA
Messenger RNA from Varanus komodoensis (Komodo dragon), 2963 nucleotides. RefSeq names its product acyl-CoA oxidase 3, pristanoyl (gene ACOX3). Gene Ontology annotation, cellular component: peroxisome. Lineage: Eukaryota; Metazoa; Chordata; Lepidosauria; Squamata; Varanidae. The transcript has 18 exons. The record is from RefSeq and is a predicted model, not a curated record. Bases 140 to 2257 code for a protein of 705 amino acids. Gene Ontology annotation, molecular function: pristanoyl-CoA oxidase activity; FAD binding; fatty acid binding. Gene Ontology annotation, biological process: lipid homeostasis; fatty acid beta-oxidation using acyl-CoA oxidase.